Molecule: messenger RNA, 766 nt
Organism: Schistosoma mattheei
Lineage: Eukaryota; Metazoa; Platyhelminthes; Trematoda; Strigeidida; Schistosomatidae
Source: the annotation of a GenBank genome assembly
GCAUAUUGCACACUGCACAAUUUCAUCGAUUUACAUUAUACACAGAAAAACACAACAUCAUCAUUACUAUCAUCAUUAUCAUUAUUAGAUUCAUUUCAAACAAAUUCAAUAGGAUUAAUCUGAUGUUUCUCCUUGUUGUCAUUUUGUUUGUUCUUUUCGAAGGGAUCAAUGGAGGUGGAAAAGCGCCAAUGCUCAUUAGUAUACCUAGAGAGUUUUUCCCAAAAGAAACUGUAACAGAGGUGGAACCAACUUGGGAAAUUACAACAACCACAACAGAACCUACGACUGAAGAUAGUGAAGAAUCAUCGUCAAUAUAUCAAAUUCUACUAAAUUUACUUCACAAAUUAUGGGCAAUGGUGAAAUAUUUACUUGACUUUCUAUAAAGAAGAUGAAACCAUGGAAUGAAUUACUUCGAGACUCCUUAUUAUUAACGUAGUAUCUUUAUAAUGAUGUAAAGAUUGUUAAACAAACACUACUUAAUUCUAAUUCAAAUUGAUUUUAACUUGAUAAACUUGUCUUCAUUGUAAUUAAUUGAAUAGAUUUCUCAAUAAUUAUUAUCAUAUUUCAUUGUAAACAUGACAAUGUUGACUGAUUGGGUUACUGAUGAAGUUCUGACUUGAUUAGUACGAAACAUAAUAUAGAUAACAGCUGAAUAUGAUACCAUUCUAUGAUCAUAGUAAAUAUCACAAUACUUACUUACUUGCUUACUCCUGUUACCUCAAUGGAGCAUAGACCACCAGUUAGCAUUCUCUAACCCACUCUGUCC